This is a messenger RNA of Salvia splendens (bonfire salvia), 838 nucleotides long. RefSeq lists its product as uncharacterized. Bases 201 to 575 code for a protein of 124 amino acids. NCBI's taxonomy places the organism in Eukaryota, Viridiplantae, Streptophyta, Magnoliopsida, Lamiales, Lamiaceae. The transcript is spliced from 8 exons. The record is from RefSeq and is a predicted model, not a curated record.
ACAAAGGCGAUGCUUUCAAAAGCAAAUUUCCAAGUUCGUUUACUGGAAAGUUGCUGUACAGCAAUUCCAUUUCCACCAGGAAUGCAGGAACAACACCAACACGGCGUGCCCUUAUUUCUUCCGUGCUUGGUCGGAAGGCGGAGAAAGGGACUACUGUUAUUCCUGACCCUGAUUAUCGAAUUCCAGUUGUGGUUUUUGGAAUGGCUGGUGGUUUUGUUUAUGCUGAUAAUUUAGUAGCAGCAGUACCUGUUGGCCUUCUGGGGUUGCUCCUACUAGUCCAGGCAACAAGAGUGAGAUUCGUCUUUGAUAAUGAAGCCCUGGAAGUAAAAGUUGGAGAUCAGCUUCAAGAGUCGGGUGAAAAUGUUUUUGUAGGUGGAAAAAACCGGUGGAAGUAUUCAACAUUUGUAAACUGGGAGCUCUGGUGGCCAUCGUUCCCAAUCCUGGUUUAUUUCAAAGAGACACAGACAAAACCUGAAGGACAAAUCCAUUUUUUCCCUGUAAUAUUUAAUGGGAAACAACUCUAUAAUGCUUUAGUGGAAAGAUGUGGUCCUUCAAAAACUAGCGGACCCAGCUGAAAUGAGAUGGGCAACUGUGUUCAAACAAUAGCAAGAGUGGAAGCUGAGAUUUGCAAAGUUGAAGCAAACAGAAGAAAUGAACCAAGAAGAGGAAUGUAUCAUGUUGCUACUGUGUUUAUAUGCAUAUAGAGGAAUGUUAUGUUGUAAUUCUAAUAUCUUAUGUGGAAGGAUCAAUUGGAAAAAAGAAAAAAAAAAGUUAUGUAUAAUACAAAAGGAUAGAUAAUUGCUUGAAAAUUAUCACAAUGAUUGAAACUUUGCCGCUA